UUAGCGCGUAGUUUGCACUUGCCAGCCGAGUAGCCGAGUCGCCAAAUCACCGAAUCGCCGAAUCACCGAGAUUGAGUCGCCAAUUGAGAUGUUUCAGCUGGAGAAGAUCUGCAUCCUGCUGUGCCUGACCCUCGUCGGCGUCCUUGGCUUCGGCCAGUUCCACAUGAAGCACUACCAGCUGCAGCGCAACUACAACACGCAGGAGGACUCCUCAGAAAACGACAACAGUGUGCUAAGAUCCUUCCGCCGGUGCAUGUGGGAGCAGUCGAAGUUCCUGCCGCGCCGCCUCGUCCUUUUGAGCUUGUGCUCGAACCUCUUCUGCGAGAACAACCACAUAAUGCCUCGCUCCAGGUCUAUUUUCGUAGUGGAAAAAAUGUCUAGGCCGAAUGACUGCCUGGACAUCCUGCCGGAGCAGUGCGAGCAGGGCGACGAGGAGGAGCUGAUGUACAAGCCCUUCCCCGACUGCUGUCCCGUCUACUGCAACUUGAAGCGGCGCAUGCAGCGCCUGCGCACCAUGCACUUCCGCCACCGCCUGUUGCGCAACAAGCAGGACGGCUCCUCGGGAUCCAGUGGCUCCGGAUCCACUGGUGGCGACGGCCCCAACAACUCGCUCCUCAGCGAGUUCGUCUACAACAACUACUAGGCGAUGGAAGAGUGAAUUCGAAGCAGAACAUCGCUCCAAAUCGAAUUAAUCUGCGAUUUGAAAGCGAGUACCUCUGCUACAGAGACACACUGGGAGAAAAGUGCACCCAAAAGCUUUCCCUUCGGAGUUUAUUAAUCUCAAAAUAUAGGCUUACAAGUAGGAUUACAUAUGUGUAACCUGGGCGGUGGAAUGAUUAUGUUGUACUCCUUAAAUAUAUAAGAACGAACAUGUUAACUUUUCUCGUUUUUGCUGGCUUGAGAUUGCAUUAAUCUGGAAAUAUAGAUCUUUAUAAUCGGAAA
Drosophila ficusphila is the source of this 942-nucleotide messenger RNA. RefSeq lists its product as uncharacterized. Lineage: Eukaryota; Metazoa; Arthropoda; Insecta; Diptera; Drosophilidae. The record is from RefSeq and is a predicted model, not a curated record. The transcript is spliced from 3 exons. Bases 89 to 643 code for a protein of 184 amino acids.